AUGGCAGCUCACGUUGUCUUUGCUGGUAUGGACGGCUAUCGCAUGUUUGCAAGUGUUGCAAGGUUUCCGCCUGAUGGGACAGUCCUUCCGAGCGAUGUGUUUGCCACCUACUUGUCAGUCCUAUCUCAGGUCAAGGGGGACAAGUGGAACUGCCCGGCCGGCUCAAGGUUCUACAUCGGAACAGACGGCAGUCCCAUACCCGGCACGUGCAAAAUAUGCGUUGACGGCAGUGUCUCGCUGGCACCUGCUUCCGUAAGACUUGAAGGGAAGAUAAAGCCGGAGGCUGGCAUGAAGCUUGUGCUGGUGCGGCACUCCUCUCCGAAUUCGCUGAAAGCUGUCGGCAUCCCGCUCAUCACGAAGGCUGCAAAGUCCGGAGACGAUGCAUGCUUGAAUGACUCUGAUUGCUUGGGCAUUACAAAAUCAACUCAGCAGCACAGCACUACCUACAAGGAGUUGCCCUUGGAGCUCAGCUAUCAGAGCAAGCGAGUAUUUACCUUCGAUAAUGGCAGUGUGCAAACCGACGGAGGAGAGAAGUUAGCCGUGCCAAAAAACCAAUUUUUCGCAGGUGUUGGGCCGAUACUCUUGGAGCCGGGGCAAAAGGUUUGGUGGGAUCACCCCGAGAGGUCGCAACUCUUUGAGAUGGACAAGAAUGGCAUGCUCGUCCCCGCACAUGCACCUCUGCUGACCAUCGGCCUCGACCGCGACGUGGAGUACAUGUUUGAACCGCCUAAUCCGUAUGAAGCGUGCAUGACGUGCGAAGAAGUCGCCACGCACCUGGCCGACAAGCUCUGGUGCCAGGGCGCCUCCCGUGUAAGUUCCCUUCCGGGCUACAUGAUCUCGCAUGUGGCUGGAGAAAGGACUGUUGAGGUCCACAAAUGCCCCAACAUGGCCGCUUGUCCGGGGAGCCACCUCAGCGUUACGGCGGAGGGCCGGACGUCCUCUCGCAGCCGACUCUGCGCGAAAGGCUAUGAGCCAAACCCUGGCUGCACGUGCUGCGCCCCCGGCUAUGGCCGGCCCCAGCUGGACCCUUUCACAUGCCAGGACUGUGGCGGGCAGUCCUUGGGCCGACAGGUGGGCAUAGCCGCUCUCCCCAACUUCAUCUUCUACGGCAUGGCGUUGAACUCUGCAAAGCCGCGCAGUCACACGCAGCAGAUCGUCAAGGUUCUCCUCUCCUUCGUCACGAUUUCUGCCAGAAGUCUUUCCGCUGUGCGCCACACACGGCUUUAUCAUCAGCUACUGAGAGACAUCUCUGCCUCCGCACAAUGGCUUUAUGGGUUUCUCUUUGCGGCGAACUUCGUAGUGCAUGCCGAGCCGGGGUCUGGCGUCAGGUCCUUUGACUGUUGGGGCCUGGUGGACGGCUCCGUGAACGUGUUCUACAGCAUCACCCUUUCGUGGGCCAUCCCAGCGAUGUUGCUGUUGCUUUCCUGGAGCUGGUUCGGUUUGCGUUCUUGGCGACUUUGCUUGGUCGUUUGGGGCAAUGUCUUCAUUCCCCCGCUCACGGGCGCUGCAGCUACGCUCGUACCCUGCUUCAGCACCCGCGAAGACGGGCGUCGAGUCCUGAUGUACGAGGCGGCGUUCGAAACGCAUUGCGCUUCCAAGUUGAUCGAAUCCAUAGUGCUCCCGAGAUUUUGGCUUCUAGUGGGGACAACAAUGCUGCUUGCAGUCAUCGGUCCCGUCUUGUGGCUGUCGCUUGCCAUGCCCACUUCCCAGCGCAGAAAAGCAUCGACGGCGAUCAGACCGUCAGUUUUCUCGUGGCGGGCUACGAGCCCCGGUAUCGCUGGUGGGAAGUCACCGUGCUGGCCCGGAAAUCUGCCAUCUAUGUGA
Messenger RNA from Symbiodinium sp. CCMP2592, 1824 nucleotides. NCBI's taxonomy places the organism in Eukaryota, Dinophyceae, Suessiales, Symbiodiniaceae. The record is from the annotation of a GenBank genome assembly.